Molecule: messenger RNA, 792 nt
Organism: Aspergillus piperis CBS 112811
Lineage: Eukaryota; Fungi; Ascomycota; Eurotiomycetes; Eurotiales; Aspergillaceae
Exons: 2
Coding region: 1-792 (263 amino acids)
Source: RefSeq, a predicted model, not a curated record
AUGGCCGCAGCAGCUUCCUAUGGCCUUGGUCGAUACGACAAAUUUCUUACACCAGACAACAGAGCCCAAGCCCUGCGGUUCGUCUUCACCUACGAAAUGACGGGUAUAUGGGCUGGAGCACUGUUACGAGUUUCAGUAGCAAUAAUACUUAUAUCACUUCACCGGGCUAAGAUAUGGCAGGCUAUUCUGUGGUGUGCAGUAUCUGUUCAGCUUGCAGCAGCGCUAGCUUCGACCAUCUGUCUCUUUAUCCAAUGCAGACCCUUGCGUGCGAUGUGGGAUGUCGUCCCUAAUGCUAGAUGUUGGGCACCGCCUCAACUACAUAUAUAUGGCUUUGUAUAUACUGGUAUCGGCAUCCUUACCGACGUCAUAUUCGUUAUCAUGCCAUUACCCAUAAUCUGGCGACUACAUCGACCUUUACGAGAGAGGCUCAUAAUCGCGUUUCUGUUGUCUCUGAUUCUCUGUGCUACGGCUGCCGCUAGCGUAAAGCUCUACUAUGUACGAGUCAUUGUGCUCGAAGGAGAGCAGCUACGUUCGCUAGUGGCGCCGACGUUAUGGAGCAGAAUCGAAGAGAUCGCCCUUAUUGCUGCCGCUUGUGCACCUUCGCUAAAGUCUUCGACUGAAGAUGGCCUACGUCAGUGUUGGCAUUGUUGUGCGAGACAUCGUCAGCAAGAGCGACCGAGCAGUUGUGUAUCUGAAUCGGACCGUUCCAGUUUACACGCCUUUCUGGAUCAGUAUGCGUCUGCCUCACUACGUGUGCCGGAGCGGGCGUACCGGAAACUUGAGGGAGUCUGA